AUGCUGCUUUCUGCAGAGUGCUAUAAAACAGAGGCGGUCAAGUCUUCACUUAUGACUAAGAAUCCAUUCAAUAUUUACAGCUGCCUUCUGGUGGUUUUGGGAUGCCUCCUGGGAACAGGACAUGCUCAAAGUAACGCCGAAUUCACGGAACAAGCUCGCCAAAUGUUGGCGAUCUAUGCCAAUCCAAAGGCUCAUAUCACCACUAAACAGCGCAAUUUGCCCGAAUUGGCAGACUUCUACGAGAAAUACUCCAGUCGCCUAGAACUCACAGAUGAGGAGCGUUCAUCCAUAGACACUGCCGUAAAAAAAUACAGGGAACAAGAAGCAUUGCAAGAAGAUGGUGUGCCACCUCAAGGAGGAUUUUGGAUGUUCAUAUUGCCUGUCGUUAUCGAUCUUAUUAUGGGAGCGGCCAACAAAGCUUUGGCCGAUUGAAAAAGUCGGUGGAACUCAAGAACUUUGCUAAAAAAUGUCAUUUCUUAAUGUUGGUAAUAUGAAUGUAAAUAUAACAUAAAAAGAAAAUAAACCAAAACUCGAACUUGACAAUAAGAAAAUCUACUACAAUACCUAUAUAUUAAUCUCUUUCGAUUCUUGAAAUAGAACAUUCCUUGUAAUAACGUGUUCUCCUUAUUUUGCAUUCAAGGAAUUCAAGAAAACUAUGUCUUGAUAACGCGAUUGCAUCCAGCAUGCUAUAAAUACAGAGGCGCUUAACACUUUACUUAUGAGUUUCAAUCAAAGAGUACACAGUGCAACAUCAGCAGAAAAAAGAUGAAUUUCGCAUUACGAUUGAGGUAAACAGAUGUCGAAGUUCGAAACCGAGUUGCUAAGAGCCGUUUAAUAUUUUUAGCUACCUUCUGCUUGUUUUGGGAUGCGUUUUGGAAUCAGGACGUGCUCAAAGUAACGCCGAAUAUACGGCUAAGGCUCAUCAAAUGUUGGCAAUCUACGACAAUCCAUCGACCGAUAUAAACAUUAAAAUACGUCAUUUGCCCGAAUUGGUUACGUUCUACGAGAAGUUUUCAAAGCAAUUUCGACUUACAAGAGGGGAAAAUGUGGGUUUAGCCAAUUUGGUCAGGCGCUACAAGGCUUAUUCAGUAUCGGGAGCUGAUGAAGGACCUUGGGCUCUAAUCCUUCCCUUUAGUGAGUUGGUUGUGGAAGGCAUAAAGUCUGCCAGAAUAUGAGGUAAAGCAUUAAAACCGUGUAAAAAAACAAAUGAACCAAAUUUAGAAUAAUACAAUGUAAAACAAAAUAUUGAAGGAAUAUCUCGAACUUGAAAUAUUUUGGGAACAAUAAAGAGAGUGUCUUGUUGUCUGCAGUUCCCUAACCUUUUUUUUGUUUUUGUGGCAGAGGGUCAAGUGUUAUUGCCAUGGAAAUGGGGAUUUUCUGCCCGUUUGUGAAUCAAUAUCCUUUGCAAGGAGCAUUUCCUGUUGACAGGUGAGCAUUGUCGAUUGUCAGCCUGCCGUUGACAAUUUGUAAAUGACAUCUGACAUGCGGAAACAGAAGUGCGAUCCUGGGACCCGGCAGUCGACAUCGAGUGGAUUUUAUGCAAAUUGGCAAAUUUGAGCCCAGAUCCCGGCUCUCCUUUGUCAAGUGGCUGCUCCUGUGUAUCCUGCGGGAAGUUGUUAAGGUCGUCAAGUGGCUGCCAUCGCAAUUAACUGCUUCACAUGCCGAUGAGAGGCCCUCGACUGACUGACGAUUGUUGUUGUCUGCCCCUGACACCAAAAGUGUGUCCAAAUUGUGCGUGGUGCUCACAAAAAAAA
Molecule: messenger RNA, 1754 nt
Organism: Drosophila ficusphila
Lineage: Eukaryota; Metazoa; Arthropoda; Insecta; Diptera; Drosophilidae
Product: protein Turandot E-like
Exons: 2
Coding region: 1-432 (143 amino acids)
Biological process (GO): immune system process
Source: RefSeq, a predicted model, not a curated record